Periconia digitata is the source of this 811-nucleotide messenger RNA. The record is from the annotation of a GenBank genome assembly. Lineage: Eukaryota; Fungi; Ascomycota; Dothideomycetes; Pleosporales; Periconiaceae.
CAACUAUCUUCUCAUUCAUCUGAGCUAUUAAAAAUGGAAUCCCCUCACGAGCACCAACAAACGCUCCUACUCUCCCGCAUCAUUGUCAAUGUGGAGAAGCUCAACGAAGCCAUCCAGAUCCUGAGCAAGAACCUCAACGAGAUCAACGUUGCCAACAUGGACACGGAGUUGGUGUCGCAGAUGUUUAAGAAUUAUCAGAGCAAUGUGCUGUUUCAUCUCGAAGCGACCAACGGUCUCAAAGAUCCCGCGUGAGAGAAACAGAGGGAGAAGGGGGGCGAUAAUCAUUCAUUCGAUGACGAAAGAAAAGAAAGAAAUAAAACACCCAGCAACAAGGGAGGGGACGUUUUCAAGAUACCCAUUUACACGAUACUGCCAUGUCCUCUAUUGUUUCAUGGGUCCUUUGUGAGGUGUGAUCGCUGAUCGGAGGACAGCUCCUCACGCACAGCGCCGUUUCCUUCCAUAAUGUGGAAGAUAGAGAAAAAGAGUGGACACGCACAGAAGAUGAAGAAAGCCACAUAAGGAGUUAAAGUUUUUUUUUGCUACAUGUGACUACGACACUUCUUUUCUUCAAACAACAUGUACAUACAUAACAGGUUCAACUCGAUUCAAUACAUACAUACAUACUCCAUCACCUACUUUUACUUCGCUGCUCGAGUUCAGCGCUACAGCCAGUGCAUUUAGCGCACCUCUAUUUCCUUUUCCUUUCCUUAUUUCUUAUUCCUCAAAUCCCCCUCCUUUCUGUUCACAAACGAACAGGGGCAUGUGCAUGUAUGCAUGUGUGUGUGUGUGUGUGUGUGUGUGUGUGUGUGUG